Sungouiella intermedia is the source of this 2103-nucleotide messenger RNA. Lineage: Eukaryota; Fungi; Ascomycota; Pichiomycetes; Serinales; Metschnikowiaceae. The record is from the annotation of a GenBank genome assembly.
AUGUCUUCCAAUUUGCAAUCUGGCAGCAAGUCAACGUUAAGAUCGGCUUCCAUCGGCUCGAGUUUCUUUAACAAGGACUCAUCUAGUUUUUUCGUCAAAGAAGACGCAUCUGGCACUGACGAUUCCACCACCAUCGAUGAUUCCUCUAAUACGCCUGUGCCCUCAGAUUUAGAUAUUGUUGGCGCUCUAGGCACCUUGGAUCUUGAUGCAGAGCUAGAGAACAAGCUGAGUGUUCCCGUUGCUGCUGAAAAGUCAAAGCUGUCAACUCCCUUCUCGCAACAACCUCAGUUUUUGCACAAUGUUCCUCAUUCGACAACUUUGACGGGAAAUCCGAGAGUUGCCGCCCAAGUUGCCGCCGUCAACCCGUCUGCCGUUCCCUACGGUUCAUUGACACCCAAUCAUCCAUCCGUGGGGGCAUUCGAGUCGAUUCCCGGGUCUCUCACGAAUCCUGGCUCUACUCCUUCGUCCACUUGGAGAAACAACUUUGUGCCCUUUUCUGCCCCUCCGUUUGCGUAUCCGGUCACUGAUCCUGCUGCGGUAUCAGAGUUGGCUAUGCUGAUUGCUCCAUUUGAGUUACCGGAUGAGAAGAGGGCAAAAGAUGCUGAAUCGUCUGGCCUCAAUGUUGGAAACACCAACAUCAUCGCUUCCCCACAGGGUAUGCACCCAUUUGGUGGAGUGUUGGAUUCCAGAUUCGCAUUCGGCAACUUCUCUGAGCCAUUUGCCUUUCAGGAGUACUCCAGAGAAUUAGAAACCCCCGACAAGGACAAGAAGCAAUUCAACAUGAACAACCAGGAGAAAAUGGCACCUUUGAUGUCGCCAAACAUCAACUUAUGGAACCAGCCUCCGCAGUACUACGUGAACAGAAGCCCAUCUGAGAAUGCUGCUGGACCCGUCGAGCAGUUUGCUUCUAAUCCGAUGCCAUCGAAUAAUCAUAAUCGCUUCAACAAUAAUUACGGCAAUAACUCUGGCCAUGGCAACAACUAUCACCAGUACAAUGGCCGUCGUAACUUCAACAUGAACUCGGGAGUCAAUGUGCACCGCAAGAUGCACAAUUCAAACCGCAGAAAGGGUGACGACGCUGCCAAGUACGCUAAUGCCAAGUUGGAAGACUUUACUGGCGACAUAUACUCGUUGUGCAAAGACCAACAUGGCUGUAGAUUCUUGCAGAAGCAGUUGGAUUUAGGCAGAGAGUUGGCCAGCUCUGACCGACGUGGAUCCGAAGUGUUGGCCAGUGAUGUUACCGCCACCAUGAUUUUCAACGAGAUAUACUUGAAGAUUGUGGAGUUGAUGACUGAUCCGUUCGGCAACUACUUGAUUCAGAAGCUUUUUGAGAAUGUUUCGCCUGACCAGCGUUUUAUCUUGGUCAGAAACGCUGCCCCCGAAUUCAUCCGUAUUGCCUUGGAUCCUCACGGUACCAGAGCCUUGCAAAAGCUUGUGGAAUGUGUUUCGACCCAAGAGGAAUCGCAAUUAAUUAUUGAAAGCUUGUCUCCUCAUGUGGUGACAUUGUCUCGAGACUUGAACGGAAAUCAUGUUGUUCAGAAGUGUUUGCAAAGAUUGAGUCCAGAAGUUAAUCAGUUCAUCUUUGACUCUGCAUCCGCUCACUGCAACGAGAUCGCAACUCACAGACACGGCUGCUGCGUUUUGCAGAGAUGUUUGGAUCAUGGCAACUUGGAACAGAGAAAGCAGCUUUCAAUGAAGGUUGCAGAGAAUGCUACCAAUUUGUCUUUGGAUCCGUUCGGCAACUACGUUGUUCAAUAUGUUUUGUCGCGUGGUGACGAGCAAUCAAUUGCUGUGAUUGUGGACCAUAUUCGCAAGAACAUCGUGCUGAUGUCGUUGCAUAAGUUCGGUUCCAAUGUGAUUGAGAAGUCGUUACGUAUUGGGAAGUUCACUGAUACCAUUGUCGAUGUAUUGAUGGCAAAUAACGAGAAGUUUGGAGUAAUGUUGAAUGAUCCAUACGGAAACUAUGUGCUUCAGACCACAUUAGAUAUGGCCAAGAGCGAGGACUUGACCAAGUUGGCGCUGAUGUUGCAGCCGUUGUUGCCCAACAUCAAGAAUACUCCACACGGGCGUCGGAUCAUGACCAAGAUCCAGAACAUCGCCUGA